CCUAUUGACAUAGCGUAAUCGAUCGUAGCACUCCAGCAAUGCAAACUCGCACAGCAAUUGGACCGGRCCGUAUGGCGAUCCAAUCGAAGGUAAUCCGGGGCGGUGUUACCCGUAAACGAUGUCUAUUGAUCAACCCGUCGCAUCGGGAGCCAUCGAUUUCGGCAUGUCAAAACUUCCAAUCCGACUCGUCACUGUUCGUCGCGCGCGCUCUCUCUCUCUCUCUCUCUGUCUCUCUUCGGUCACGAAACGGUGUGUUUGUCGUCGUCCACUAUGUAAUCCUUAACUCUCACAGAAAGGAUUCACAAGAAGUUCUUGGAAUGCCACCGUUUGCCAUCCGAUACCACACCCACCUGUCCCGUUUCUAACACCAUUCUCAUCGUUUUGGUUCGUACGACACCACACGGRUUGCUACCACCUCGCUACCCGUUCGUUCGCGAAGUACGCUCCCGUGGGGGGAUUCUCCAUGGUAGCAGGGAGGAAGGCGUUUCUAGCCCCCUCCGCUGGGCUCCGUGGCCCACGGUGGCUGGUCAUAUCCGUGUCRCAGUAGCCCGGACAACAGCAGUUGACGGCGAUACCGUUUGCCUUUUCCUCGCGGGCGAGGACCUUGGUGGCGGCAAUGACACCUAGCUUGGACAUGCCGUAGUUCGAGUUCGAAAAUCCUUCCCCGCGGUGCGUGCCUCGCAAGACAGCGUCCUCGAAGCCGGCCAUSAGGCCGUUGAGCUCUUCUAUGGUCAGGGCCGGAUCGGAAAAUCGUUGCUGCAGCUYGGGAGACACCUGCGAGAGCCGCCCCGCCAUCGACGCCACGUUGACGAUGCGCGGAUCCGUGCCCCUCCGCAGAAGCGGAAGCAUCGAUUGCGUAAAUCCGAGCAGUCCGUAGUAGUUGGUUUCUAGUGUUUUCUGGGUCUGGUCGCGAAAAGGGGUCGGAUCGGCUCCCUUGUAGGCAAAGCCGGCAUUGUUGACGAGAACAUCAACCCUUCCGCCGAAUUCCUUUUCCAUUCGAUCGGAAAAGGAGGAGUGGCUCUCGGCGUCUCCGAUGGUCAGCGGCAGCGAAUGAAUGGUCGGYGCCCCUUUGCCACCCGYGCCAAGACUGCUCUCGAUGGUUUCCUGGAUGGCGUUGCGGGCCGCGGUCCCCCGACCGGAAUCGCGGCACCCCAGUAUGAUGUCCGAAAAGAGUCCGGAAAGACCAAGCUGGAGGGCUAUGAAAUAUCCGAUGCCUUUGUUGGCUCCGGUCACCACGGCGAUGCGGGAUUUUGGUACCAUGCUGUGUUCUAAAGAUAGAGUAGUUGCUCAAUAACUAUCUGUAUUAUGGUAUAACUUGGUGUGUCUGUUGCGUGCGAAAAAUUUACUGCUAGUUUUCGGACUCGUGCCUUGUUCUAUUGCAAUGAUCUUUCGUGUCGUGUUGUGAUGAACAAGCAGACAGUAUCAGAUGGGUUCUUUCUCAAGGUUCGAGACAAGAUGUUCGAUAGGAUAUAAGAUAAGAAUAUUUGAUUCGAUCGAAUGAGUCAAUCGGAUCAAUCGGUCAAUCAYCGCACUAGGAUUGAGUCGAAUGAUUCAAUCAAUCAAUCAAUAUCAGUGAAUCUUUUUCCUUUUUCUUUUGUUCGGAUCCAGUUUUGGCGGCACCUCAGCAAUGCCUACGGUACCAGGUACCGUACCGUAUGGCCCGGAUCUGGAGUGUCAUGGAUUCUGUGCAUCUUGAUUUUCGUCGUUUUCGAUUCGUUCUUCGAUGGCUGGAUGCUUCGAUUCGAAACAAAGACGGGAGAAAACCCCGCGAGUCAUGGAUUUCACCGUUACUAUAGCAACUAAGCCAACCAAGAAGCAAACAAAGAGACAGUCAAAAAUGAACGAAUCGUUGUUUGGUAUUACGAUUGCUUUUCCGGAUCGUGACCGAAGGAAGCUUUGCAAAGCCAAGAAGAAGAAAACCAAACGGCGAAUUCUAUCGACGGUCCCUCUUCUGGCGAUGGCGAUUCAGACGACCAUAGGUCUCCUGCUGCUCAUCAGCAGCAUUCCCUUCGGCAGCGCGGAGGAUUCCGGUCCCGCUUUUGCCGAACGAGAAGCCCGAACGCUGGACUGUGGAAUGCGGGCCUUUGCGCUGGAGUUUGCRAAGGAGCUCCUCGAACCAAAAGACGGCGGUGAYUAUUUUCGCAACGAGGCCGACGCCGGGCGCGUUCUCCGGGACGUGAGCGAUGCCCUCGAGAUGCCCCGCCUCUGCCCGGAGGAGCGGGUCGAUGGGCGUCCACCGCAGCCCUCAAACCUUCGGCGCGCUCGAGUCAGCGACAGUGCCAGUGCCAGCGAUGCAGACAACGAAACCGACCAAACGGAAGRCACCGAUCUGGAAGAAUCGUUGCUGCGUUUAUCUUGCCACCGGAGCGCAACCUGCAUCUUCGUCGCACCAACCCCGGGGCACCCAUACCAAAACGAGGCCCGCGAGAACAGGAAAAAAAUCGAAAAUGGUUCCCUGGACCGUCCGUGGACCUCUUUGCACCGAGCACUGCAUCAUUCCCGAUCCUUGUCCAUCGGCGAGAAGAACAUCAGAAAUGCAGAGAACAUCACAAUCGUGCUUCGUGGAGGGAUUCAUUCGCUCGAGGGAGAACCCCUGGUGCUCUCCGAACCCGAUAGCGGGUUGACAAUCAAGAGAUUUCCGGGGGAAGAUUCCUGGAUCAGCGGCGGUGUGAGCCUUUCCAACGCUGUCUUUCGACCGGUCCAAGCCAUCAAAGAGGACGAACAGCGAACCGUUUACGUUGCCGACCUYACAGAGUUGCUAAAGGGUUGGAAGAUACCCAAAUCCCCGUCCCUGAUGUCCCGCACCCGUCGGUACAUCCGAGCCCGGCACCCGAACGGCGACCCGGAGGUUGUCGAUCCCAACUUCUUCCGAAGCGAYACGGUCCUCGAAUGGACCAAGCCAGAAAAAGCCGCACCCCCGGAAUUCGAGCUGUACGAUUUUGCCAAGGAUCCCCCGGAGGGCGUGCCCUACAAGAACGAUUCGGCCAUGGACGGGUACAACCAGUACGCCAGCGGCUCCGGGGGAGCAUGUGCCGAAAUCUGGGGCGAAUCCGCAGACAGCUACUGGUGCUCCAACKCCAGCCAGGGGGGCUGGGCCGAGGUGGACCGGGAAUGYGCAACCUCGGGCGAGAUGCAGAUCCCUGUUGGAAUGACCUACAACCGAUCCGACCCGUCUCUGGGUCCGCUGYAUUCGAAUGCCUCGGUGUCGASCUAUUYCUCGUCGAACCAGUUUUCGAUGGAGGGUGGCGUCGUCUUCGCCUAUCAUUCCCAGUCGUGGUCCGUGCACAUGUUCGAGAUUGCCUCGCAUUCCGCGAGCAACGGCACCAUGGCCUUCGCAAAAGGUGGCGGCAAGCAAGGCGGGCGGAAUUGGUGCCGCUGCGACCAGUGCACUUACGCCGGUGGGUGGUGCGGACAGCACGAGACCCCACCCRAUCCCGACGACACACGGUUGAUUGGGGGRAACUGGAGGAUCGAAAACACGAGGGCCCUUCUGGACCAGCCCGGGGAAUACUAUUUCGAUAGGGACAGCCGAAARCUUUACGUGAUCCCAAAUGCGACGAACCACCAAGACCUACGUGACUUGUCCCUYGGGCUGCUCACCGACCUCAUCAAGGUGCAAAACCGCACGGCACACGUCACCAUUGAGGGCAUUUCGUUUCGAGACCAGGCUGCGACCUUUCUAGAGGAGGGCUGGUCCGCCCCCAGCGGCGGUGACUGGGCCCUGCGCAGGGGCGGAGCCAUCCUGAUCGAGAACGCCUCCAACGUAGAGAUAAGGCGGUGUUUCUUCUUUCGGCUGGACGGAAAUGCGAUCUUUUUGUCGGGAAAGACCCACUUCGUAAAGAUAAGACGCAACCGAUUCGAAUGGCUUGGUGAGAGCGCAAUCGCCACCUGGGGAGACACGGACGGGUACGACGCCACGGGUGGAAACSUUCCGAUGCACACACUCGUUGAGGGCAACGUGAUGAGGGAGUUGGGAAUCUAUCAGAAGCAAUCGUCCGCGGUCGGCCAGUGCAAGGCUUCCCUCACUACCAUCCGGAACAACAUCAUGUUCAACAUGGGCCGAGCUGCCAUCAACUUCAACGACAUGCUMGGAGGCGGCGAUCUGGUAGAAAACAACCUGAUCUUCAACACCUGCCGYGAAUCCGGGGACCACGGGCCGAUCAACUCGUGGGACCGGCAGGCUUACCUCACCGACCUCAAAGGCAACACAAAGGGCUUUGUUCCGCUGCUCCGAACCAUUCGGAACAAUUUCAUCUUUGCCAACUAUGGGGCAUCCCAGGGGGUCGAUAAUGAUGACGGGAGCAGCUGGUACCACAUMCACCACAACGUCUUCUACCAGGCGGACGGCUUCAAGAUGGACUACGGUGGUCACGACAGUAUCUACGAAUACAAUAUGGCGAUGUCUCUUUGUGAGUGCAGUAUUGYCGUGUAUUGGUGUGUCCCAAAUGUUUAAUGGGUGUAUUGUGUAUAUGCAUACGGUGCAGACAUAGACUGUAGUGGCCGUAACAGUUGAUUGCGUUCUGAAAAAGCUCGUACUAACCAGGUUAUUGGAUUUGCGCUUGAACGGAACGUUGCGCUUCCUCUCUUGCUCGCUCCCUCUUGGUUUGUUUGUUUGCUUGUUUGUUUGCUUGCUUGAUAUUAUCAUCAGCCUACAACGGUGGCCCCUGCUUUGGUAUGGGCAGUUUUCUAGAAGGCCACGGGGACGUUCUUCGUGGCAACCGAUGCCUACUAGGUGUUGGCAACACCAAACACAAUGCGGAGAACAAAGCGGUAGGUAUAAUSUACAACAAAUGGAGAUCAGAGGCCUUACAAGAACACUAUGGCUACCCARCGAAACGCAAGGGCAGUGGUACGGGAGAAGGGGAACCCAACUUUGUCGGACGACUCUGGGGAGGAUGUGAGGAUUCCCAUGUGACCCUGGAAUCGAACGAAUACUACACGCCGRAUGGAGUCGCAGUACUUGGAUGCGGAAAUGACUUUUACAAYCUUUCUGAGGUGGAAGCGAGGUUUGGACUUGAAGGCAACUCAACCGUUUCGUUGUUGCCUGAAACGGGUGUAAUCCUGGAGUGGGCUCGAUCGACGUUGGGAUUUGCUCCAAACACCAAUACCGCUCACCACGAGACGAUAUCCUCACAUGCAAGCCCGACUAACCUGAGUUAGAAAAGAAGGAACAAAACGAAUAAAUGGAUAAACAAAGC
Molecule: messenger RNA, 5198 nt
Organism: Pseudo-nitzschia multistriata
Lineage: Eukaryota; Bacillariophyta; Bacillariophyceae; Bacillariales; Bacillariaceae
Source: the annotation of a GenBank genome assembly